AUGGCUGCGCCCAUGGGUUGAAUUAUUUACGUGUCUUUGUCAGCGCUGCUUUUUUCCUUAUUCAGCUAGAUAAUUUAGAAAAAUACUCAUUUGUCUUCAUAAUGAGGGCUGGUAGCAAAGUUUUGCGAAUUACAAACAUCAUUGUGCCCAUGAUUUGUGUAGCUGGCAUGUUUUUGUCAGUUUAUGCAUACCAUGUAGAGACAAAUGUUCACAGUGAUCCAACUUUCAAGGCAUUGUGUGAUUUUUCAGAGCAUAUGAGUUGUUCAAAGGUCUUUUCAUCAAAGUAUGGAACUGGCCUUGGCAUUGUUGGCAGAUUAUUGGGAAAAGAUAGCUUUAUUAAUCAACCUAACAGUGUUUACGGAAUGAUUUUCUACACAUUGCAGUCAUUGCUUGCUUUCAAGUCAAGCUACAAGUUGGCAUUGGUCCAGUUCAUGAAUUCCAUUCUUGCCAUGGGUAGUUGUGUUUACCUUGCUUACAUUCUAUUAUUCAUCCUGGAGGACUUCUGUGUUGUUUGUGUUUCCACCUAUGUGGUGAACAUUGUCAUCACUAUUUGCUCGUACUUGAAACUGCGAGCACUUUCGGAAAUGGAGGCAACCAAGAAACAGAAAAAUGCCAGCAAGAAAGCAAGUUAACAAGCUGAUAAUGGAGGUGUAAGCCUUUUAUAACCCUGGUAUCCGUAUCACUGAUUGAAUGUGUCAAACUUUCUGAAUGAUCAAGGUUUAGUCAUGCUACAAGCAUAUGGAAUAUUUGUGUUUUAUAGCAUUGUUGUGUUACUGUAUACAUGUAUGUGCAGAUUUUUUAAAGAUAAUUUACUAGUUUAUGUUAUUAUAAUGAAAUAUUUAUUUCCCUUUAGUGUAAGAUAUCUAAAAGGAAAUCUUUUCUGUUUUUGUAAUAUUGUUUAAAAAACCUUCUCUCUUUCCGGAAAUUAUCACCGAGAACAAAUAGUUAAGGAAUAACUGUUAUAGGUCUAAAAUGCAUAUUAAAGAGUGAAUAAGAUGGUUUGUAUUGCAUGACUGAUUUUGCUGUAUGUAUUACCGAUUGCAAUGCCCUUAAUUGUAUUGAAAAACUUUGUUGUUUUUUCAUUGCCAACUAGUAGAUCAAAAUUAUGACAUUUUUAAAGUAGAAUUGUUGGGUAUAGUAGAAUUGUACAGGUAUAUGAAGGGCCAAUCCUUUGGGAUAACUGUACAAUGUGACCUUGCAUACACAAUGGACUGCUUUUUUAUUGCAUCACCUUGUUAUUGUUUUAAAUUUGUACAUUGAACAUAAUCAAAUAUUUAAUUGACUUUUUAAGAGUUGUAAAACUUGUUGUAAUUAGAUUUCAGUACUUACAUUUUAGAGUAGCCAAAAACUGUCAAAAUAUCCACAUUGGAACUCACACUGCAUAGUCAUGCUUAAAAAUGUAAAAAUAGACAAGUUUUGUUUUGUGUGUAAGUGAUUGGUCUGAAGCUUAUCAAUGCAAGAACUAGUUGUCAUUAUCACAUAGUAUAAGGUCCUUUAUUUUGGGGAAUCACUAAUGAGUUUUUCAGGAUGUACAUAUAUCUGUCUCUAUAAACACAUGGGUGCCAUGCAAAUCAAAUUUUGUGUGUUUUCAGAUUUUGGUCUGUAAUAAAUCUUUCUGCAGUUAAGUUAUUGCAAUGUAAAUGUAUGUAAUUUAUAUUAUGGCCUAUAUAUAUUAUCAGUUCCAGCAUUAGUGAGAUGGGUCACAAAUACAUCAUUUUUAACUUUGUGUGGACCUGCCUUAACCGUUAGCUGUCUUUGUAGUUGUUUUACCUGUCUUGUUUAUGUCCAUUACAUGAUGCUAUUUGUAAAUGAAUGUGCAUACAAAAAUAAAAAGAAAUACAAUUUAUAUUAACAA
Messenger RNA from Mya arenaria, 1855 nucleotides. Its product is annotated as vitamin K epoxide reductase complex subunit 1-like protein 1. Gene Ontology annotation, biological process: vitamin K metabolic process; peptidyl-glutamic acid carboxylation. Bases 102 to 632 code for a protein of 176 amino acids. The transcript is spliced from 3 exons. The record is from RefSeq and is a predicted model, not a curated record. Gene Ontology annotation, molecular function: vitamin-K-epoxide reductase (warfarin-sensitive) activity. Lineage: Eukaryota; Metazoa; Mollusca; Bivalvia; Myida; Myidae.